AUGCUAUUGCACUACCUUGAACCUCUUAUCGUUCUCUUGAUAGCGUCUAUUACUCUUACUGAGGGUAGAUGCGUCGAGGUUCCAGUUCAAGAGAUAUACGAUAUUUCAGACACGGCUCAUACCAACGUCAUUGUGUCGAAUGAUGGGUUUAGAGCAUACAAAGACGGCCAGUGCUUCGAAGCAAAAUAUGCCGAUAUGCCCACUGCGCAGCAACUCAUCUACGACGAUAUUUUUCUUCGUACACGUGACGAUCGGGAUUUGCAGGAGCGAGAUUCUCAAGAGUCGAAUUCUCAGGACUAG
Messenger RNA from Exophiala spinifera, 300 nucleotides. RefSeq lists its product as uncharacterized. The record is from RefSeq and is a predicted model, not a curated record. Lineage: Eukaryota; Fungi; Ascomycota; Eurotiomycetes; Chaetothyriales; Herpotrichiellaceae. The coding region runs from base 1 to 300 and encodes 99 amino acids. The transcript has a single exon.